AUGAAUCACGGCGAUAUGUCAAUGGGUUCAAUGUCGAUGGAUCAUCAUAAUACGAACCCGUCUACUGAUCAUGGCGGAGGCGGAGGUGGACAUAAGAAUGGAUUUGACUUCUCAAUAUCAGUCUCUGGUAUACUGUUUGGGGAGUGGUCCACAUCGACUUGGGCCUCCUACAGCAUCGCCUUUGUAUGUGUGAUGAUUGUCAGUGUCCUAUACGAGUUCCUCAACUAUUAUAAACAAAGAUGUUAUAGACAGUUCUCUACUGUUAGCAAAGAAAGUGAACAUAAAGAGCGAUUAAGAUACAAGAUUACAAUGACAACUUUACAUGUGUUGUCAGCUGCGAUACAUUACUGUCUGAUGCUAGUGGUAAUGACCUUUAACUUUGGCCUGGCAAUGGCCGUGCUAAUGGGUGUAGCGGUAGGCUACUCGUUUUUUCUAGAGUACCCAUUCGUACCAUAUAGAAGUGUAGAUACGAUAAAGGUUCAAACAUUAGAGUUUGAUCACUGCGAUACAAAGAUUGUAAGCAACAGAACAUCAAACAGUAUAAUGGUUAACCUUCACGAAGAUAUAGACGAUGAUGACAGUGGACUG
Acytostelium subglobosum LB1 is the source of this 588-nucleotide messenger RNA. RefSeq lists its product as hypothetical. The record is from RefSeq and is a predicted model, not a curated record. The annotation marks the transcript as partial. Lineage: Eukaryota; Evosea; Eumycetozoa; Acytosteliales; Acytosteliaceae. Gene Ontology annotation, biological process: copper ion transmembrane transport; intracellular copper ion homeostasis. The transcript is spliced from 3 exons. Gene Ontology annotation, cellular component: plasma membrane. Gene Ontology annotation, molecular function: copper ion transmembrane transporter activity.